UUUAAUGAACCAAUAUUAAACAGCCUUAUGUCGUACGAGUUGGCAAGACUGUUAAUUAUUUUGACAGCUGCUUAUUUUCUAAAUUUCAACAAAAGAAAACGGAGAAAGGAUUUUGUUGUUUUUAUUAUUUUAGUGCUGUUUGUUGGUGACAGCAGCGAAAUAAAUGGAAAGAAUUUUUGCUUUAGUUAUAUUUAUAAUCGUGCAAAAAAAAUUGAUUUGAAAGAAAAAAGACUGUCAACGCGUUGUUCUAAAUUGUUAUGUUUUGUAAAGACUUGAAGAAAAAAAAAGAAUUAUGCGUACAUGCGGUGCAAAUAUGCAAAGUGAGUGUGGUUGUGAAAAUCGUCAUUGUGUCGUACGUAGUUGUCUCGUAGUUAGUCGACUCGUGUAAUUUGAAAAUAGAAAAUUCAUUAGUGGGGCCAGUUUACUGUUACUAAUAAAAUAAAAAAAAGUAAAAAAAAGCUUCAACAACAAAGUAUAGCAAGAAAUCCAAUUUUAACGGUUUGCGGCAAAUGAACAGAAAAUAACAUAAUUCUGAGCUAAUUUUUGCUCUUUGCAAAUACAAAUAUAUAAACGGAAAUUUCGUUAAAACAAAGAAGUUAAUCAGUGAGUAAAUUGUCGUUUAUAGUGGCAAGACAAUAAUAAUAAUAAUAAUAAUAAUUAAGCGACAUCACAAAUCAAAAUCAAUUGCUCUCAUCGAUAUAUAAAAAUUACGGCGUUAAAGUGGCUAUAAAGUAAUGGCAUUAGCGCGUAAAUUAACAGAAAGAAUAUAUGAAAUAAAGGCUCAUAAUGGUAAUGUUAAUUGUUUGGAUGUCGGUGAAACCGGUCGUGUCUUAGUAACCGGAGGUCAGGACCGCAAUGUCAACCUCUGGGCCAUUGGCCAAACAGAAUGCUUUAUGUCGCUAACUGGACAUAAUCGGCCCAUAGAUUGCGUACGUUUUGCUUACAAUGAUGAUUUUGUUUACUCAGCCGACGAUAUUGGUAUUAUAAGGAGAUGGGAUUUAAACGCUCAAACAAUUUGCUCUACCUUAAAUGGACACAUGAAAAGUGUUCGCACAUUAGAUUUUAAUCCGUCCGGUGAAUAUGUGGUUUCUGGUAGCAAUGAUACCACAGUCAGACUCUGGGAUGUGCGUAAUCAAAAUGUGUGCAUGAAAGUCUACCGUGGUCAUAUAUCUCAUGUUAACUCAGUGAAAUUUUCACCAGAUGGUUUAUGGAUAGCCUCAGCCGGUACCGAGGGCUCCGUAAUCAUUUGGGAUAUACGGAAGAGCAAACAGAUUAUGGAAUUUUGUGAACAGCCGGCAGCUGCCGCCAUCAGUUGUAUACAAUUUCAUCCGUUCGAAUUUUUAUUGGCUGUUGGUCGGAUGGAUGGUACCAUUUGCAUUUACGAUCUGGAAACACAAUUACGAGUAACACGUACAGACGCUACUAGUCUAUUCUAUGGCAAUCCCAUCAAGUGUAUUACUUUUAGUGAGAAUGGUGAAUGUUUGUUUGUGGGUACAGGAGUGGCUAUUUCGAUUAUAGGCUGGGAACCAGAUCGUGAAUUUGAUCACAUUAAAUCUUCUUGGUCCAAUUUUGGUGAUAUGAAAAUAGUUAAUAGACGUUUAAUAUGUGGUUCCUUUGAGCAAGAAUAUGUAGCAAUUGAUGCCUUGAGUGUGAAUCGUGUAUUUCCAUUUUAUAAUCCCUCCAAUACACCAGCAGCUUUUGUACACAAUUCCACCACUCGCAAGAGUUUUUCGCGUGGUAAUCAAAAGCUGCGUCUUUCUAUUGGUGGUCCAAAGCAAUCGCGGCUGGUAGAAGAGAAUGAGGACAAUCGCAGUCCUAGUUUAGAUGGUCAUUCAUCGCCCAAUCUCAGUUUAGAGUUGGUCGAUGAGCCGGUUCUAGAUCCUGCUCGCAUACCCGUUCCUCCAACAUCGCUUAAUGGCUCUUUUAAUAGUAAUUAUGGAGAAUUCGAUUCCAAUUAUUCGUCGAUGAGCAUUAACGUGCCACCGCCCAAACAAGUUUCGUCACCGCCUUAUCAGUUUCCUUCCAUAUCUUCCAGCACAGCAUACAGUUCAUUUGGUGGAAAUAGCUUGGGUACCUUGAAUUUUGAUGGGCCCAGUUCGUUAAAAAUGUCCGGUGAACGUAGCGCUAUAUAUCAAUAUGAAAGUUUCGAUGAUCCAUUUACACCGGAAUCAGAGAUAACUUUUAAUGAAAGCUUUCCGCCCGUUAUUACAAAUUACGAACAUACUGAAAUGGUCGAAGAUUUCCCCGUUAAUACGAAUUUGCAUCAACAGCCGUCUAUAAGUAUUUCAAAUCAUGCAACGAACGCAAAUCCAAAUUCAACAAACUCUCAUGUUCAUCCGCCCAUUAAAACUGUUAAACCAAAAAUCACAUCACAUAUAACAAAGCGCACCACUACCCAGGCGAAUACUAAAUCCACCGUUGUAAACACCAUACAGCAGCGCAAUAAAUUGUCUCAGGUAUCGUCGGUUAGCACAACGGAUUUACAUAAACUGGAUGACAAUGUGCUAAUUAAAAAGUCAGCUUCUUCUCAUAUGGUCGUGAAUAAGAACAAAGCGCACCUCAAUAAAGAGAAUGCUCGGAAUAAAAAUCAGAUAACUGUCCAAAUUAUAACAAAAGCUCCUACGCGUUCAAAAACCUCAUUGGAAUUGCGAUCGGCUCAAAAGCAGCAAACAGCUUCGGCUGGAACAGGGCCAGGUCACAGACAAACGCAUCGUCUAUCUAGUUACAUCAGCGAUGCUGGUAAUGGUUCAGCAAAUAUACCCGUCAGUUAUCGCACAGAUCCUGCACUACUUACACAGUCUUCUCUUAACACAAAAAGCUUUAAUACUCGUCCACAUAUGGAUGACAGUCCAGAAAUUGAAAUGCUUUCGGCCACGCACGAGCAAGUCUAUCAAGAGUUAAGUAAUCGUCACGCCACUUUACAAAUAAUCAGGAAUUCCACGAGAUCUCACGAUAUCAUGGGAGCGCUCAAGCAGGCCAUUAAAAUGGGACGCACAGUAUUUGUGGAUUUACUUGGGGCUAUAUUGGAGAAAACUUCUUCUUGGAAUUUGGAUUUGUGUAUGCUAUUGUUACCGGAAAUAUUUGAAUUAUUACAAAGUCAACAUAAAUUUCAUUACACCCGUGCUUGUGAUACUUUGCGUGUUAUACUUUCGAAUUUUUUGCCCAUCAUACAGGACAAUCUUGAUCCUUGGGUUAAUGGUUUAGGCGUUGAUGUUACACGUGAGGAACGACAUCGUAAAUGUUUGGAAUGUCAAAGAUGGCUUUUGCAAAUACGUAAUUUGCCCGAAAGUAAUCACUUUGGCACGACAACGCUAACACAGUUACAAAAUAUGAUUGUAAAUAUAUAAAAAUACUCACUUCGGCACUUAUAUUAUAGCCCUAACAUUGUUCCUUACUCUCUCUGUCUUUCAAGCACAUUUUUUUUUUCGUUUCACAUAUUUUUAAUUUAUUGCUAUCACAUUUUCAUGUGUUUUCAUGUGAAUGAGUGUUUUUUGUUUUGCUUAACAUUUCUUUUAUUUUAUAACAAGUUUUCCAUGUCUCUACAUAAAUGUUACAUGUUAGUUAUUUCAUUUCUAUUUCUUAUAUAUAUUUUGCAAUUAUUAUUAUUUUUUGUAAAUUCCCUUUCAAUUGGCUUAGCUGCAGGCAGCAAAUUUCCUACUGAAGCUUGAUCUAUAAAAUUAUGUUAAGUGAAAAGAGUAUUUAAUUAACUGCCAAAAACGUAGCAAUCAUCUUCCAGAAGCAAGGAGAAAAUGUUAAUUAACAAAAUUGUAAAAAAAAAACAUUCCCAUAUUUCGCAAUUUCCAUAUCCAUCAUCACCUAUAUCACGAUGCAAUAAUUUUCUACAGUGUAGACAAAGGUCUCAGAUUUUGAAUUAGAAUGAAAUUCGUGUAUUCAUGGUUUGCACUGCAUGUUUGUUUCUCUAUCACCCCUCUUAUUGAAAAUCUCAAAAAAUCGUAAGCCGUGAGAUGGAAAUUUUUCAAUUUCAAAUCAAUACAUUACUCAAUUGCUUUCACGCUAAACAAAUUAUUUAAAACUGAAAUAUUUGUUCAUUUUUUCAUUAAUAAUAAUAACCUACACGAUUUACUACAGAGAAAUCCCCGAUCCCCAUAAAUGUUUUUUUUUCUUCUUUUUUUUUUUUAUCGGGAUCGUGACUAAAAUCGAAUUUACUAUCAUUCGCAAGAGAAACAAGAACAGCCCUCCUAGGUGAUGGUUAUCCAAGUAUCGCCCUAAGGCGGACAUAGCUUUCUUACCUGCUCCUAAAAUUCAUCAGUAAGAUCUUUUCUCUCACCUUCAGCUCUUAGUCUUUCCCUUCAAAUAUCUUUUAUUUUUCAUUUGACAUUUUUGGGAAAAGUGCCUUUCAUGAUGUUCGUAUAAAAAAUAGUUUCAGUAUAAAGACGAAAACAAAAAAAAAAAAAACCAAAAAAAAAAAAAAGAAAAAAUGAAAGUGAAUAUGAAUGUGAAAGUAAAAGUGAUUUUAACGCAAAUCCC
Molecule: messenger RNA, 4488 nt
Organism: Glossina fuscipes
Lineage: Eukaryota; Metazoa; Arthropoda; Insecta; Diptera; Glossinidae
Gene: kat80
Product: katanin p80 WD40 repeat-containing subunit B1
Exons: 11
Coding region: 735-3347 (870 amino acids)
Biological process (GO): microtubule severing; microtubule depolymerization
Cellular component (GO): katanin complex
Molecular function (GO): microtubule binding
Source: RefSeq, a predicted model, not a curated record